Messenger RNA from Gigantopelta aegis, 1206 nucleotides. RefSeq names its product 5-hydroxytryptamine receptor 4-like. The transcript has 6 exons. NCBI's taxonomy places the organism in Eukaryota, Metazoa, Mollusca, Gastropoda, Neomphalida, Peltospiridae. Gene Ontology annotation, molecular function: G protein-coupled receptor activity. Bases 1 to 1206 code for a protein of 401 amino acids. Gene Ontology annotation, cellular component: plasma membrane. Gene Ontology annotation, biological process: positive regulation of cytosolic calcium ion concentration; inflammatory response; adenylate cyclase-activating G protein-coupled receptor signaling pathway. The record is from RefSeq and is a predicted model, not a curated record.
AUGGCCAUAAACUCUACACAACUGGAAGUAACAACAGAUUUGUUUGGCUCGGAGAUACACCCGCUGAAGGAUGUAACGUCCAAUAUGACUGGCUCCAACGACCACUUGCCGCCGAAAACGAGUUUCCUCAGCUUCAUCACCCUGUUUCUGGUGAUAGUGUUGCCCGCGGCCACCGCGCAUUCACUCGCCUUCUUCGUGCUGUACAAGGACCUCAAAUACAACCUCACCCCCGUCAAGGGGCUGCUGUUCGCUCUCUGUUGCACUGACGUCAUCGGUGUCGUGGUGAUCGUCGCGCAUCACGUGAUUGGCAAAUUGGUCGAAAACCCGCCCUUUCCGGUGUGCGCAACAAUCAUUGUCUCGUUAACGUUUGUGUCGCUCAUGUCAGGUGCCAUGGCGACCAUGAUGGCGGCGGAGAGGUGCAUGGCUAUGAGGGCGCCGUUCUGGUAUCGAGUGAACAAGUCUCACCUCAAGACGUUCGUAGUGCCCAUCACACUCAUAUUUCUGCUCACGCUGGGGGUCAGUCUGCUCGGUCCAACCCCGCUUGGCUUGGUGUACAAACCUCGACUGGACCACAACGAGUCUCUUAGGUGCUCGUCAUUCCCCGUGCAAAGUAUCAGGGACAGCAUCCAGGGGGUGUUCAGCCUCGCCUUCACAGUCGUCGGCCUCGCCAUCGCCUUGGUGAACAUCAGUAUUAACGCCGCCGUCAUCGUGACGAUGCGGGAGAUGAACGCGAAGGCGAUGCGGGUUAAGACGGCGGACCCCAGCGUCAACGUGGCCGUAGCCGUCCAGCACCAGUACAACAGCGACAAGAAGACGGCGGAGUACGAACUCACCAAGAUGUUGCUCAUCCUCUCGGCCUGCUUCCUCGUAUGCUGGGUGCCCAUUUACAUUUCCCGGAUAAUGAACGACAUGGGUUAUAACAUACCCCGAGUGUUUCGAAGUUUCUCCCACACCUUGGCCGGCCUGAACUACGUCUUGGACCCCAUCAUCUACAUCAUCGCCAUGAAGUCGUACCGGCAGCGCAUUCACACCGCUCUCCUUGCAAACAGAGCCCGUAAUGGCGGAUCCAACGUGAGCAGGGGUCAAUCCAGCAAGGAUCACAACGAGGCUGUGAAGCUGGCGAUGGAGAAGGGGGUGGUGGUGGUGGUGCCUCCUCUUGGAUUCACGCUUCCAGUCCUUCUGAAGAAGUUCUUACGCUUAAAUUGA